AUGCGGGGGAGACGACUUUCCCCGACUAUUCAUCCAGAACGCCCUGGUCAAGUCCCUGGCUCCGGUGAUGGAAAUGCGAUUUUUGGAUCUGGGGCCUGUCCGUCCUGGGCACCAGACGAGCCCAGAAUGUUCCUACACUCAAUGCCCACAUGGGCUCCAAAUCAUGGCUUCCAAACGCCAGAGCCCGCAAAUGUAUAUCUAAAGCGCGAACGAUCCCCUCUCGGCGAUCGUGACCGAGAGAGGAUUAUUGCGCCCAGGCCUCGGGAGCCUCAGGAUCUUCAACCUUACGCUAGAGAGUAUCAUGAUUGUUCUCGUCCAAAUCGUGAUAACGAAGAUCGUCUGCGCUCUGAUCGGGAUCGUCGUCAAGAUCACCAAUACAUGGACCAGCCUCCACCCAUUCGCGACUGCAACGGUUAUCCUAUUGGUCGCCCAAACCAGCGCAUACCUCGAGAUCCAUCUGCAUUUCAAGCGGAGUCCCGUGAUUUUCCAGAUUAUCCUAGUCGUGAUGAUUACGAGUACCAGCACCCUCGCGGAUUUCAGACCUCCGAUGUGGUUUCAUUACAGGGUAGCCAAGCAAUAGGUCAAGGAAGAGCUGAUCAGUUUCGAGGGUCCGGUCGCUUUCAUCCCAUGGAUAGACCUCCUUCGCCCUAUCGCGCUGGACAGAAUAUGCCACCAUACCGCGAACGGUAUCCAUCUCCUGGUUUGCACUUCUCUCUUCUUGGAGCGCCUCCUGAGCCGUUUGCCUCUGGCGGUGAAAGGCCACAGAGACGCUUUUCGCGCAGUCCAGAGUGGUCUGAUCGGCGUAGAUCACCAAUGCGGCGGCGUCGAGAUUCCGACACA
Protopolystoma xenopodis is the source of this 840-nucleotide messenger RNA. The record is from the annotation of a GenBank genome assembly. NCBI's taxonomy places the organism in Eukaryota, Metazoa, Platyhelminthes, Monogenea, Polystomatidea, Polystomatidae.